GAGGAAGCGGAGCAAACUUCACAAACGCGCUGGGGAGACGUUAUCAGCGACAGUUACCUCAGCUCCAUUUCAAUUUGUGAAGAGGCUUCGCCGUCCUGUGAAAGAGGAAUCUACAUCGUCUUUUGAUGACUUAAGUGGAAAAGUCUUGUCUCAACAAGAUAAUUGGGUCACUGCAACACAAGAUGGCAAACAUUCUUCAAGGGAUGCAGGAGAUGGGCGCACACGCCAAGGACAUCUACGACUACCUCCUGUCAGGACUUGAUCCACGGUUGUCGGACUAUCCACUGAUGAUGAAUCCUCUUCCAAUGUCUGCAAUAUUGCUGAGUUACCUGUUCUUUGUACUGUACCUUGGACCUCGCAUGAUGGCCAAUCGCAAGCCCUUCCAGCUGAAAGAAGCCAUGAUAGUCUACAACUUCACGCUAGUGGCACUGUCAAUAUACAUUGUCUACGAAUUCUUGAUGUCCGGUUGGCUCACGACAUAUACCUGGAGAUGUGACCCAGUUGAUACAUCUGAGAGUCCUGAAGCACUCCGAAUGGUUCAAGUUGCCUGGCUGUUCUGGUUCUCCAAGAUCAUCGAGCUCAUGGACACAAUUUUCUUCAUUUUGAGGAAAAAGCACGGCCAGGUCACCUUCCUGCACAUCUUCCACCAUUCCUUCAUGCCCUGGACCUGGUGGUGGGGGGUCGGCUAUGCUCCUGGUGGAAUGGGAUCUUUCCAUGCCAUGGUGAAUUCUUCUGUCCACGUCGUCAUGUACUUCUACUACGGCCUUGCUGCUGCUGGACCACGCUUCCAGAAGUUCUUGUGGUGGAAGAAAUACAUGACAGCCAUCCAGCUGAUCCAGUUUGUCCUGGUUUCUCUCCACGCUACCCAGUAUUACUUCAUGGACACCUGCGACUACCAGUUCCCCAUGGUCCUCCACCUCAUCUGGGUGUAUGGAACCUUCUUCUUCGUGCUCUUCUCCAACUUCUGGGUCCAGGCUUACGUUAAAGGUAAACGGCUGCCAAAACAGGAGGUUAAGCAGUGUCAGAACGGCACAGACGUCCACGCUAACGGCAAACACCACGAGAACGCCAUCAACCACGGAGCCACCAACGGCACCACCAACGGUUCUGCUCGCCACGAGAACGGCAGCACUCACAUAAGCAAGAUGAAGAAGGCCUAGGACCCCCAGAAGGAAACACCCAAGAAAUAUGACCCAGUGAACCUGUUGAAACUAUUACAGAUUCCAAAGAUAGUUUUGGCUGUGUUUCUUUUCCUGUUUUCUAGUUUUAUAUGUAUCACAUGGGGAAAUGACGUCAAUGAUUUCCAUAGUUGGGGUUCCACAUUUGUUGGGAUUUUUGUGUUCAUGUCGAGUUGGGAAAUCAGUUCUGGACCAAAAUAUAUGAAGUGAAUCUAUGAUGUUUUCACCUAAACGUUAUCUUCACUGAAGUUACAAUAACCCCCUUGGCUCAUAUCACCCUGGGGGCCUUAAACCCUGUUCACCCUCACUACUUAUCUGACCCCCAUAUCGUCCCGACCCCCCCUGUGGACAGAUGACUGUACAGUUUCUAUCAAACUUGAAAAUACUUUUUGUAAAUAGUUUUACAACAAACAAAAACUAAUUGUAUUGGUAUGCUUUAGACUUUCUAAAUUUUGUUAUAUUGUGUAUUUAAAAUUAAAUGCCAAUAAAUUCAAAUUUAAAUUAUA
Molecule: messenger RNA, 1684 nt
Organism: Centropristis striata (black sea bass)
Lineage: Eukaryota; Metazoa; Chordata; Actinopteri; Perciformes; Serranidae
Gene: elovl1b
Product: ELOVL fatty acid elongase 1b
Exons: 9
Coding region: 183-1160 (325 amino acids)
Biological process (GO): fatty acid elongation, saturated fatty acid; sphingolipid biosynthetic process; fatty acid elongation, polyunsaturated fatty acid
Cellular component (GO): endoplasmic reticulum membrane; endoplasmic reticulum
Molecular function (GO): fatty acid elongase activity
Source: RefSeq, a predicted model, not a curated record